AUGCGAGCUCAUCUCUACAACGACUCCUUAGCUGAGGAAUUCUUUCAUCACCUUCUACAAAUUGGAAAUGGCGCCUUACUGUUGAAUAACAACCUGCAACAGCAUGUAUUGCAAUGUAGACACAUGGUGUCUACAUUGGCUGAACUUAAAGAAAAGGCAUUUCCCACAUUGCAAGACAACUUCAAAAACAAAGCAUGGUUCGUAGAGAGAGCUAUUUUAGCAUCUUGGAAUGAAAGCGUUGAUAAAGUAAACCAUGAACUCCUCCACAUUUUACUUGGAGAUGCUUCAACGUUUGUCUCCAUUCAUACGACCAUCGACGAACAUGCCGCUGUGGAGUAUCUAUUUGAAUUUCUCAACUCUCUACAACUCACAGGACUGCCACCUCAUAAGUUGUUCCUAAAGAAAGGUGCACCUAUCAUGCUUUUGAGGAAUUUGGAGCCACCACGACUAUGUAAUGGUACAAGAUUGAUUAUAACUACAAUAACAAAUCAUGUUCUAGAAGCAACCACUAUAGCCGGCUACCAUCGAGGAGAGAUCGUAUACAUUCCACGCAUGCCCCUUAUCCACUCAAAUGUGCCUUUUCAAUUCAAGCGCCUCCAGUUCCCAGUGCGAUUGUGCUUCGCUAUGACUAUCAACAAAGCCCAGAGUCGAACUUUAAAAAUUGUGUGUCUCAAUUUACAACUACCCUGCUUUUCUCGUGGACAACUAUAUAUCGCAUGCUAUCGAGUUAACAGUGCAGAUGACUUGUAUCUUUAUUCUACCAAAACUGGAUUACGCAAAACAUAA
Octopus sinensis (East Asian common octopus) is the source of this 786-nucleotide messenger RNA. RefSeq lists its product as uncharacterized. NCBI's taxonomy places the organism in Eukaryota, Metazoa, Mollusca, Cephalopoda, Octopoda, Octopodidae. Bases 1 to 786 code for a protein of 261 amino acids. The transcript has a single exon. The record is from RefSeq and is a predicted model, not a curated record.